Molecule: messenger RNA, 2146 nt
Organism: Penaeus monodon (black tiger shrimp)
Lineage: Eukaryota; Metazoa; Arthropoda; Malacostraca; Decapoda; Penaeidae
Product: organic cation transporter protein-like
Biological process (GO): transmembrane transport
Cellular component (GO): membrane
Molecular function (GO): transmembrane transporter activity
Source: RefSeq, a predicted model, not a curated record
UUCAUGAUUCUUUCAUAAAAGAGAUAUGGAAGACCGCCACCGAGCAGCAGGUGCGCGAGCCCCCGACACGACCGGCGGCCGCGACCAGGAGGGCCGCCCCCGUGACGAAGACAAGGCCCAAGUCAAGAAGGGAGCGAAGGCGGCGAGCGUGGACGACCUGAUGGAGUUCGCAGGCACCGGCGGUCGCUGGAACGUGACUGUCCUCGUCCUGGGCUGCUGCUGUACCUUCAUGUCCCCGCUGCAGACGCUCAGCUACGAGUUCCUCGGAGCCACGCCCGAGCACUGGUGCAAGGUGCAGCCGCUGCUCGACGCCAACUGGACCCAGCACCAAGUCCUGAGUCUGGCCAUUCCGCCCAGGACAGACAAACCCGGCUAUGAAAGCUGCCUGAUGUACGACUACAACUAUACCCUCGCAGCCGAGCUUGGCUACGAGGCGACCCUAGCAGACAAGGCACUCGUUUCCGCCGACUCCAACGAGACUCUGUCCUGCUAUUCUCGUGACUUCAACUUCACGCAGUAUGAGUCGACGGUCGUUACUGAGUGGGACCUGGUGUGCGAGCGACGCGCCCUCUACUCGACCACUCAGGCCGUGUCUCAGUUCGGAAACUUUAUCGGGUCCUUCUUCUUCGGGUUCCUCCUCGAUAGCUUCGGGCGGCGGCGAGUGGUGCUGGUCUGCGUGGCUCUCGUGGUGCCCGCCGGCUUCGCUACGGCACUCUCACCCUUCUACGAGGUCUACAUCCUGCUGCAGACGCUGGUAGCUUGCCUGCUCUACGGCGCCUACAUCGGCUGCUUUGUUAUCGUGAUGGAGGUGAGCGCGCCCCGCCAGCGCUCGUCCGUGGGCAGCCUGUUCGCCAUCCCAUGGGCGCUGGGCUACAUGGCCACGCCCGGCAUCGCCUACCUGGUGCGCACCUGGCCCUGGUUGCAAGCCGCCUUCACGCUCCCCAUGACGCUCCUCCUCGUCUACUUCUGGUGGCUGCCCGAGACGCCGCGCUGGCUGGUGCUGAAGGGGCGCUUCCGGGAGGCGCUGCGGGUGCUCUCGUGGGCGGCCAGGGUCAACGGGCGCGCCCUCCCGCCCGCCAAGGGUCUCCUCAAAGACAUGGAGGCCAUCAGAAACAAGGUCUUGGCGGCGUCCCGAACGAAGGAGAGCGAGCUGAGCUGCGCGAAGGCCCUGUUCCUGUUGACGGCUCCGUCGCUGCGCCGCACGACCGCCGUCACGCUCUUCUGCUGGGUCGCCGCCUCGCUCGUCUACUACGGCGUCUCCCUCAACGCCGCCAACCUCAGCGCCGACCCCUACAUCUAUGUGUUCCUGGGCGGGCUGGUGGAGAUCCCGUCGUACCUGCUGCUGUGGUUGGCGCUCGUUCGCUUCGGCAGGAAGAGCACGCUCAUCGCCUUCUACCUCGUGUGCACCGUCUGCAUCUUCGUGGUGGCUGCUCUCAUGCUGCUGGGGUUCCAUGACUGGAUAAUCGUGGUCGUUGUGCUGUCGCUCUCCGGGAAAGUGGCCAUCUCCGCCGCCUUCCAGCUGGUCUACGUGUUCACCGCCGAGCUGUUCCCGACGUCGCACCGCUCUCUGGCCAUCUGCCUGUCCGUCGUCGUCUCCAGGCUGGCCUCCGUCUCGGCGCCGUACAUCAACGACAUUCUGGGCGACCUGGUGACGUGGGGGCCGUCGGUGGUGUUCGGAUCCAUGUCGUUCCUGGCGGUGGUGUUCGUGCUCCUCCUGCCCGAGACGAAGGGCAGCACCUUGACGGAGGUCAUCAAGGCCGGCGACGCCCCGCAGGAACCCUCCGCAGGCCAGAAGGACAAGCAGUCGCAGGAGGGAAACGGCGCCGGACCAAGCAACGCUGCGGCGGUCAACGAGGGAUUCGAACCCUGCUGAGGAGGCGCCGGGAGCUCAAGGGGUCGACUCACGAUCCGAAUCUUCUUGAGAUUUUUAUCACUUUCUUACUGUUGUUUCUUUCCCAUGAUAUCACGCAUUAUUUUCCAACUUUUAGUGUCCUUACUCAAAAGAAUUACGGUGCAUAUAUCUAUUGAGGUUCAGGUGGUGUACAGAGGGCUAUACAGGGGGAUCCAGGUAUACUAAAUGAUAGUGAAAAUUAUAUAUUACGAUACUGAUCUUCGCUAAAACGUGGAAUUAAAGAUAAAACACUUA